AUGCUUGGAGCGAACCUUGGGAUUAACUUUCACACUGAUGACGAUCAUGGUGAUCAUGGUGAUCACGAGGGCCAUGAGGGGCACGACAUGGGGGGUUGCGCUCCAGCCGCAGGGUCGUACUCGAUGGGGCUUCACAUUGCAGCCAUUUUUAUUCUCCUGAUCGCGUCAUUCCUUGGGACAGUUCUUCCCAUUGCCGGGAACUAUGUGCCACGAUUCAAGCUGCCGCCGUUUCUUAUUGUUGUUUCGAAGUGUAUUUCCACAGGUGUUGUUAUGUCAGUUGCCGUGUUAACACUGCUCAAUCACAGCUUACACAGCUUCAUGGAGAAGUGUAUCCCACACGGGCUGAGUAUGGAAGUGUACAGCGCUUUCGGCUUGCUGUUUAUGCUGAUCUCGGCUUUACUGAUGCAUUCAUUCGACUCUGCCAUGGACCUCCUUCUUGAGGGUUGGGCGGUUCGUAAGGAAGAGGAGAAAUUAGCCGACGGCGCACCGCAAGUGGCUGAUAGUGUGCCGACGGCGGCGGCUCUUCCACCAACUCAAUGCGGAAUGAAGCGUUGCACGGCUCAACCAGGAGUAUCAUGUGAAACUAACGGCUGCUGCCAAUCAUCUCCGGGACCUGCGUACGGUGCUACCGGGUGCUGUGGAAGCCGUGGUGAAGCCGCUGCGCUGCUUACCGGUGCGCGGCGUGUUAUGGCCCUAGCCUUAAUGGAAUUCGGUUUGGUGGUGCACAGUAUUUUUCUCGGUCUUUCCGUAGGUAUUGCAUCCGACUCGCGCACCAAAGUGCUGCUUGUGGCUCUUUCCUUCCAUCAAUUUUUUGAAGGCCUGGCUUUAGGGGCGCGGUUGGCGGAGGCGUCGCUGAAAGCCAAGUUGGAGUUAUUUUUGGCCAUCCUCUUUUCCAUUUCUGUUCCUGUUGGUACGGCUAUCGGUGCCGUUACCAUGAGGGAUGGCGGCAAAAGCAUUACCGGCUCCAGUUACGUCACUAUGAGCGCCAUUGUCAAUGCCAUUGGUGCUGGUAUUCUGCUUUACAUCGGUUUUGUCCUGCUUCUCGUUGAUUUCCCAACGGAUCUGCGCAUAUACGCGGGUGUCGGGACGCCGAAUCGCUUUGUGAGACGCAUUGCAAUGUUUGUGGCCCUUUGGGUUGGCUUCGGUGUGAUGGCGCUGCUGUCCAAGUGGCACUAG
Trypanosoma brucei brucei TREU927 is the source of this 1176-nucleotide messenger RNA. Its product is annotated as cation transporter, putative. Bases 1 to 1176 code for a protein of 391 amino acids. The record is from RefSeq and is a predicted model, not a curated record. Gene Ontology annotation, molecular function: zinc ion transmembrane transporter activity. The transcript has a single exon. Gene Ontology annotation, cellular component: plasma membrane. NCBI's taxonomy places the organism in Eukaryota, Euglenozoa, Kinetoplastea, Trypanosomatida, Trypanosomatidae. Gene Ontology annotation, biological process: zinc ion transmembrane transport.